Molecule: messenger RNA, 906 nt
Organism: Penicillium subrubescens
Lineage: Eukaryota; Fungi; Ascomycota; Eurotiomycetes; Eurotiales; Aspergillaceae
Exons: 5
Coding region: 1-906 (301 amino acids)
Molecular function (GO): oxidoreductase activity
Source: RefSeq, a predicted model, not a curated record
AUGGCAUCUCUACUUCAUAUUCGCCAGGGUCUCCAGCAGUACUCUGUACGUAUUGAGUACCUAAAGCCUUUGGCUAAGUACAAUAGGGAGAAGCCAUAUCUCCUGGGCCUUGACAUCCCUCUUGCGGACGAGUCAGGUCGUUCCAACCUCGAGUUUGAGAGCAUAACUUUGAAGGCUGCAGAUGCUCGGAUUGUGCGGGAUAGGCUCUCGGUAGAAUGUCAUGGAUUCGAACUGUUGACACUGCCACCUGAAGUCAUGGCCCGUCACUUUGACCAUAACGACAAGAGACUUGAAAUGGAAGGCGUUCACGCGAUCUUGGCAAAUAAAUUCAAAACGGACAAAGUGAUUGUGUAUGAUCAUGCAUACAGAAUGGAAGAACAAAAGAAUGAGGAGGCAAAGUAUACAUUCUCAAAUCGCCCAACUCAGUCAAUUAUAGUUCGAAAUCCUCACGCAGACCAGUCCACUGCCAGCGGCCGGAAACGAGUAGAAACCUUCCUCAGUCCCGACGAGCGGAAGCAAUACUCCAAGGACAGUUGCAGGAUUCGGAUUGUAAACUUUUGGAAGCCUAUUCGCCGGAAAAUCCAAAGGGCCCCUUUGCUGCUCUGCGACCCACUAUCUAUUACAACUGACAACAUAAUUCCAUGCGAUGUCAUUACUAGUACAUAUGCUGGCGAAUCUGUUUUCCUGACGUAUUCCACUCAGCACCAGUGGUUCUGGUUUAAGGACCAGGACCUGGACGAGGCUCUCCUAUUCAUCAGUUACGACAGCAGCAAGGCAGAAGACUGCGCAGGGUGCUUUCACACGUCGUGUGAUAUCGUGGACGAUAUAUUCGUACCCUCGAUCCAGGAGUGCCCAAGAGAAAGCGUCGAGGUCAGGGCAUUGGUUAUCACGCCUCUAGGUCGUUAA